AUGGAGCGGCACAGAAAGCGAGAGCUGCGUGAACUCAAUAUUCGCGCCUGGGAUGGCGACCAAGAUGUCUUUGCUGUCCAAGCCUCACUCGACUCGUCCAUGAAAAAGAAUACCGCCUUUAUCAAGCGCCUCCGAACCGCCAUCAACGCACCUGCCCAAGCCCAGUUCCUCCAAGAAAUUCGCGCCUUGUCCCUCCAUAAAUACCUCUCCGAAAUUAUUUCUGCCUGCUACGAAGGUCUGUGCAAACUCAAGACUCCAGGAGAGAUUGCCGCCGGCGUCGAAAUUGUUAGCGCUCUGCAUCAACGUUUUGGCCCCGCAGAAUUCACGGGAUACAUUGGCUGGUACAUAGGGAGGGGACUUGCGACCCCGGACAAGUCACACCUGAAAACCCUCGCGCAGGAUGUGCGCGAGCGAGAAGAGAAGGAGCGCCUGGCACGCCAGCGCGUGCUUCUACGUGUUGCUACAGAACUCUGGCUUGUGGGUGUCUUGAGAAGCCUGGAUGACGUAACCCGGCCCGAAGAAGCGAGCAAGGGCAAAGACAAUGGCAAGCUUGUUGAAGGCUCGACAAAGACAAAGUCUCGCGCAGAAAAUGCCGACGCCGAGCCUUUCCCGCUGGAAGUCUUGAAGGACAUGCUGGGACACGACCGCGAACACGUCAACUUGCCUUUGGUUGUCAUAUUUGUCAAGGCUUUUGCAUGGGAUAUACUCGGCACCAAACCACCUUCUACAGAGGGCCGCAAGACUGUCAAUGACGAUGGAACCACAGUGCCCGAAAAGAACGGUGACUUGUCUGGUGCCGAGGAAGAAGAUGAAGCCAGCAAAGACCCUUCACUCAUCUCUCCAGAACUGCAGCAGCGAUUCAAAAAUAUCCUCACCCGUUACUUCGAAGAUGUCAAAGCACAUCUCCUUCGCGAUCAGAAACACAUACUUAGCCAAGGCCGCAAGAAUGCCGAAGCAUAUGUCAAGUCUGGAGAGGUCUUUGAAGAUCGCCAGUCCAACUAUGAGAAGCAGAUGAAGUCGCAGGAAAAGCUCAUUGCAAACGCUCAAAUCUUGGCUGACGCGUUGAACGCAGAUAUGCCAGACUUGAAGGAAAAGGACGGCUCUGCGAACACGGGCGAUGGUUCAAUUGGCCUGAUCAAGGCCGGUGAAUACCUACGUGGCCAAAGCGACGGAGCUGGUAUCUGGGAAGAUGAGGAAGAACGCCGCUUUUACGAAAACCUAAUUGACUUGAAAGACCGUGUCCCUGGAAUUCUGCUUGAGGAAGUUAAGAAGAAGAAGGCUGAUGGUGAUGAGCAAGUUGGCAAGAAAAUUGAGCCCAAGACCGAGAGUCCCGAAAAAGAAGCACCCGACAACGCUGCUGAUGGUAAAGUGGCCGAUGGGGAUGACCAGUCUACUGCCAUUGCCAACAAAUCCGUUGGCGCACAGGUCGACGCUCUUUUGGCACGCUUACCAGAACUUGCAACCAAGGAUGCAGUAGACCAAACUGCAAUGGACUUUUGCUUCUUGAACUCCAAAGCUUCACGGAAUCGCCUCAUCAAGGCUGUUCAGGAAAUUCCAAAAGGACGGUCCGACCUGUUGCCUCUCUAUUCUAGACUGAUUGCAACACUGGGCAAGUACAUGUCUGAUGUCCCCCAAGGGCUGGUGUCCUACUUGGAUGAGGAAUUCAGAAGCCUGCAACGGCGCAAGUCCAAAGACUUUCUCGGACAAGUGCGUACACAGAAUGUUCGCUACCUCGCCGAGUUGACCAAGUUCGGUGUCGUUCCGGAGCACGUCAUUUUCCAUUGUCUCAAGGUCAGCUUGGACGACUUUUCACGCAUGAACAUUGAGAUUAUCUGCAACUUGCUGGAGAACUGUGGCCGGUAUUUACUCCGCAACCCGGAAACAUCUCCUCGCAUGGCUUCUUUCUUGGAAACUCUCCAGCGUAAAAAAGCAGCCCAGGUCAUCGGCCAGCAGGAGCGUAUGCUGAUUGAAAACGCCGUUUACUACGUGAACCCCCCACAACGUGCCGCAAUUGAACAGAAGGAACGUACCCCGAUUGAGCUUUUCCUUCGUAAGAUCAUGUACCAGGAUUUGACCCGUCGCUCGCUCGACAAAACUAUCAAGCAGAUUCGCAAGAUGCACUGGGAGGAAGAAGACGUAGUCAAUCUCCUUCACAAAGUGUUUGCAAAGCCAGGAAAGAUCAAGUACAGCAACAUUCAUCUUCUCGCCGUGAUGCUAGGAACUAUUCAUCGGUUCCAUCAAGACUUUGCCAUUUCUGUCGUCGAUGACCUGCUCGAAUCCAUCACCUUCGGAUUGGAGUUGAACGAUUUCAAAUUUAAUCAGCGGCGAAUCUCGGAAGUCAAGUAUCUUGGAGAGCUGUAUAUAUAUCGGCUUGUUGAUUCGCCUCUUGUAUUUGACACGCUCUACAAACUCUUGAACUACGGUUGGGAGGGCGGAUAUAUACGCCCUGGAGUUUACAACCCUCUCGAUCUUCCAGACGACUACUUCCGCAUCCGCUUGGUCUGUAACCUUCUGGAAACAUGUGGCAUGUACUACGAUAAAGGUGCUGCAAAGAAGAAGCUCGAUUUCUUCCUUACCUUUUUGCAGUACUACGUUUGCAUGAAGGAGGCCCUGCCCAUGGACGUAGAGUUCAUUGUUCAGGAUGCAUACAAUCUUGUUCGUCCGCAGUGGAAGAUGAUCACCGACCCAGAAGAAGCUUCACGUGCUUUUGCUGAAGCUGUCAAGCAAAACUAUCAGACAACAGCAACCGAUAAGCCUGUGGAGCCGGAUGAUGAUGAUGUUUCCGCAUCCGACGACGAGCUGGACGGCCCAGACGACGAGGAUGUUGAGAUGCCAGAAGGGGAAGGCGAUAAGUCAUCUGGUGAGGAAGAAGACGAGUCAGAAGAUGAUGAGCCCGUCAAGCAAGCUUCGUCCGACGAGGAAGAGGAACGCAUUGUCGUGACUCGCCAGGAAGAUGAACGCGACCCAGAGGCCGACGCCGAAUUCGACCGUGAGCUUGCUAAGCUCAUGUCUGAGAGCGCAGAGUCGCGCAAGCAUGAUCGAAAGCCUGUAUUUGAUGUGCCGUUACCCAUGCGGCGUGCCCGAGAGGCUCCAGUAAAUGCCGAAGACAGUGGAGGCGAAGCACCGGCUCCAGUUGCUCCACCUUCAUCGCAGACUAUGAAGUUUUCGCUGCUUAGCAAACGUGGCAAUCGCACGCAAACCCGAUCUAUUGACCUACCUUCAGAUUCAACUUUUGCUGUCGCCAUGCGCAACAAGCAACAAGCCGAUACAGAGGAACGACAGCGCAUCAAGAGCCUUGUUUUGAACUACAAUGAAGCUCGCGAGGAUGCCGACGAUACAACUGGUGAUUCACCAUUUCUUUACACCCUUCAGCCUAACACCAAUGGGAAGCAUACUAAAUCAUUUAAAGGUCUGGACAAGACUCCGAAUCCAUAUGCGCAGCCACGCCUUGACAAAGCUGGCACCAAUCGCAGCAACCAACGCGCAAGAAAGCUACAACUGUCAGACGUCAACUGGUAUGAUUCCUGCUCUUCCCCUCGAGAAAGUCGCCUUGGGUCUCGCACAACGUCUACUUUCGCACAUACUCUGCCAUCGGCGUUGGCAUCAAAGCGUUAA
Molecule: messenger RNA, 3615 nt
Organism: Bipolaris oryzae ATCC 44560
Lineage: Eukaryota; Fungi; Ascomycota; Dothideomycetes; Pleosporales; Pleosporaceae
Exons: 3
Coding region: 1-3615 (1204 amino acids)
Biological process (GO): nuclear-transcribed mRNA catabolic process, nonsense-mediated decay
Cellular component (GO): cytoplasm; exon-exon junction complex
Molecular function (GO): RNA binding; protein binding
Source: RefSeq, a predicted model, not a curated record